Homo sapiens (human) is the source of this 3366-nucleotide messenger RNA. RefSeq names its product protein phosphatase 3 regulatory subunit B, beta (gene PPP3R2). NCBI's taxonomy places the organism in Eukaryota, Metazoa, Chordata, Mammalia, Primates, Hominidae. Gene Ontology annotation, cellular component: sperm midpiece; sperm flagellum; sperm mitochondrial sheath. The coding region runs from base 49 to 561 and encodes 170 amino acids. The record is from RefSeq and is marked validated. The transcript has a single exon. Gene Ontology annotation, molecular function: calcium-dependent protein serine/threonine phosphatase regulator activity; calcium ion binding.
GCUCCCCUCUCCGACCCUUUGAGCCGUGGCCGUUGCCAGAUGUCCACAAUGGGAAACGAGGCCAGUUACCCGGCGGAGAUGUGCUCCCACUUUGACAAUGAUGAAAUUAAAAGGCUGGGCAGGAGGUUUAAGAAGUUGGACUUGGACAAAUCAGGGUCUCUGAGCGUGGAGGAGUUCAUGUCCCUGCCGGAGCUGCGCCACAACCCGUUGGUGCGGCGAGUGAUCGACGUCUUCGACACCGACGGUGAUGGAGAAGUGGACUUCAAGGAAUUCAUCCUGGGGACCUCCCAGUUCAGCGUCAAGGGCGACGAGGAGCAGAAGUUGAGGUUUGCGUUCAGCAUUUACGACAUGGAUAAAGAUGGCUACAUUUCCAACGGGGAGCUCUUCCAGGUGCUGAAGAUGAUGGUGGGCAACAACCUGACGGACUGGCAGCUCCAGCAGCUGGUCGACAAAACCAUCAUCAUCCUGGACAAGGAUGGCGAUGGGAAGAUAUCCUUUGAGGAAUUCAGUGCUGUGGUCAGAGACCUGGAGAUCCACAAGAAGCUGGUCCUCAUCGUAUGAGCCUUUUUCUUACAAGCACCACCCAACAACUUCUGCUUUCUUCCCUAUCUCUUUCAAGAUUUGCUCAAGACGUCCAACUGUCUCUCUGACUUAUCUGGAAGUAUUUCUUUUUGUGAAGCCAUAUGUCCUAACAGGAGCUUCAUCACCAACUCAGUGCUAUUAAUUCUCCUUCUCUGAAUGACUCAGGGUACCCUAUAGGGGGAAGAGCAAGUCAAAUGAGCAUAGUGGGGAAAGAAAAGGAAAUGGCUUUUAUAAACAUCUUUUACUUUGUUUUGAUUCAAAGACCAAACUAGAACUUUAAAAGUUCAAAAAUAAGAAAGUAUACAUUUUUGCUGUUAUUUCUCAUCAUUUUGUAUAUGGGAGGAAAUUUAUAAUUUGCAUGGGUGUUAGGUGAACUGUUUUCAUUUGCUUGUGUUCAGAUAUCUUGCCAGAUUGUUAACUUCCUAUUGUAGCAACAGGGACAAAUAUAUUUGUCUUUGCUGGGCAUCUCGUAAUCACUUUUCUUAGGGGACAGAAUCCCAUCUUUUCCUUCGGCAGAUUGCAGCCCCAUUCCCCACAAUGCAUCCAGAAAUCGCUGUGCAUGUUUGAGGGGUAGGAGUUCAUUUGGCCUCCUCCUGACUUGUUGCUCCAGCUCCUGAACAGAAACUAGCUUCAGGGCUCUUAUAGGAAAUGCUAAGCCUGGACUAAGUGCCCAGCUCAGCCAUCAUCCUCAUUAGCAGUGGGUUUCCAGGGUUGGCAGCCCACACCAGCAUUAAUUUCAAUGAAGGGGACCUCCAGCUAAAUAGGGCAAGCAAAGUGUUCUCCCAGAAAGUGCUCUCACCUCCGACACUGGUCCCUACCCCCAGGUGGAGACAAUGAGACAUUUAGUUAGUUGUCCUACGGAGGAGAGGCAGUAGAGUCAGGCUGCAGUGGAAUCUCCCUAGGAUGCCAAAGUGGCAUUAUGUCUGUUGCUCACAGAUGCAGAGACUGACAAUUGUGUCUCCACAGCAGAGGUGGAUGCUAGCUACACCAGCUAUGCUGAUUUUGAAAAUCAGAUCUGAGGCCUAGAAGAGAAACUGAGAGCUCUCUCAUUCCAGGAAGCCUUUUCCCUAGUGGAACAUUCAGUGCAGAAGUCCUCACACACUAACAGAUCUCCACCAUUGGGUGAGCCGGAGCCUGUGGUUCCAGGGGAGAUCCAGAAUGCAUGUGUCUCUUCCCACGCAUUUAUGUCAUGUUGGUAGCUUUAGAUCAGCCAUGGUGAGAAAAGAACAAAAGCUUUUAGUUGUUUUUGUUUUGUUUUGGAGAAUUUGUUUACCAGUAAAUACAUCACUGCCUGUACCCCAAAUGUUACCAGCUCCCUGAGGUGUCCCACAUACUAUUGUGAGUUCUCAGAGCAUGAACUGUCCUCAGAAGAGCAGGGCUAGGACUUGUCCCAGCAUCUGUGCCUCCAUACCAAUCCUCUUUCUCACAGAGAACCACUUCCCAUAUAAGAUGCUUAAGGCUCUCAAAACAGCAGAACAAUGAAACAUACUCUCCCUACACUUGCUUAGCCAAGAGAUACCACUCAGGUAACUUUUUUCAGGACAUGGAAGAUCUGUUUCAAGGAGAUUUACUGCUAUUUUAUUUGGAAGAAGCUGGCAACUGGUCUUGACCAAAAUAGAAAAAAAAAAAAAAAGUCCACAAAUUUAAUCACUUGUAGGGAACCCAUCUAUCAAGGUACCCUACCAUAUACUUUUGUAUUUAAUAGAUUACUUAGAAACCACAAAAAUAGGAAUCCUUACCCCUUCAAUUCCUGUUCAACCCUAAAAACUGUGAUAAACGCUCCCAACCCUGUGGUGAUCAGGGUUAUGUAAUGUUCAAAGAUUCAGACACACCUGGGUUUGGAUUCAGUUGCAACUGGGUUGUUAUCACACUCACUUCUUUUUAGCUGUGUGAGCAUGAAUAAUUUACUUAGCCUCUCUGUGUCUUUCCACCUAAUUAAAGAGGAUCCACCCCAGGGUUAUUUUGAGGAUUCAAAAAGGCAUGCAACACACCUGGAGCACAAUUCCACUUUCAUUCAACUAAUUCCCUUCCCUUCCCCCUUCUUCCCCUUCUACAAGAUCAAUAUGUAAAGGAGACAUGAGGCUUACUGGUUGCUUUUGAACACUUACUUAGUUCUUAGCUACACCCACUCUAAAAUUAACUGGACAUUAGUGUACAGCCCAUGUCCAAGCCCAGAGAGAAAACAAUGGGAACAAUUUCAAGGUCCUCACCACUCCUUCAUUUGCAGAGGGGACAACAGACUUUCUGACCUGAGAACUGGAGAAUUUUUAAAACAAAAUCUCUCAUUCCAGCCCAACCUAUUUAACUUUUUGUGGAGGAAUUUUACAUGGAGGAAGUGAGCACAUGUCAUGCUAGCCAAGAGGACAUUAUUGUCAUUAAAGAGAGGCAUUAUUUAUACACCCUGCAAUGUGCACAUUAAAAUAUGGAAAUUUUAAAAUUAUGACCAAGGGCUUGAAACAUAUUGGAUUACAUGCUCACAUUUAACAAAGAGAGGAAAUGUGUUUCAGUUUCUGGAGUGGCUGGAAUUUACAAGCUAAUUGUUCAAUAAAUCUACUCAAGAUAGUUACCUAAGGCUUUGUGGCAAUGACCUUGAACUGAGAGCCUGUAUCUGGAUUUAGCACUUGAAAGAUCUAACUGGAUAUUUGGGUUAAAAGAAUCACAUUUAUUCCCAAAUCGGAAUGCUUUGUUUUUCCUGUCAGUUAAUUGCCAGUUGCCAACAAAUCUAGUUCUAUACAGUUUCUUGGGAUGAUGAUAAUAAACAUUUAUUGAGCAAUUGUCCCAUAA